Messenger RNA from Ostertagia ostertagi, 468 nucleotides. The record is from the annotation of a GenBank genome assembly. Lineage: Eukaryota; Metazoa; Nematoda; Chromadorea; Rhabditida; Trichostrongylidae.
AUGGCUCUGUGGCCCGUGGACCGUUUCGAGCGCAUGCUGGAAGAGCCGUUCAGGCGUGUGGAUCGUUUCUGCCCGAUGAGAGAUGCGGACUGGAUGAGCCGUCAGAUUAUGCCCUACUGGAGAGAUGCCGAUCACUCUGUGCUUCAUGUGGGAAAUCAAACAAAGGAUGUCGUGAAUGACGAGAAGAAAUUCGCAGUCGCUUUGGAUGUGUCACACUUCAGGCCAGAGGAGUUGAAGGUACAAUUGGAAGGACGUGACCUUACAAUCGAAGGACAUCAGGAAGUGAAGACCGAACAUGGCUAUAUUAAGAAGAACUUCACGCAUAGAUGGGCUCUUCCGGAAGAUUGCGACCUGGAUGCUGUACACACUCAGAUUGACAACAACGGGCAUCUGUUCGUCGAGGCUCCGAAAACUGGCCAGCAUACCAAGACAAGAGUCAUUCCGAUCAUGCCUGCUCCCAAGAAGUAA